UUACAGGAAAUACUCGUAUCAGGAAGUAGAAAGUUUAUUAAGAUUUGUUUUUUGUUGUUGUCGCCAACAUGUACAACUGUGAAAUGUAAAGUUUACCUCGGUUAAAAAGACCGACUAUACACAGUGUGAGAAUACACUCAGGUGUGAAAGUGCGUGAACGGUGCCUACGGAGACGAAGGACCUGCUGAGGGUGGAGGCCAUGCAGCAGCAACAGAGCUGUGGAUCCUGGGAGCUGAAGGAGCGACUGGGCACGGGAGGUUUUGGGAAUGUCACAAGAUGGAAAAAUAAGGACACAGAGGAGCAAAUUGCUCUAAAGCAGUGCCGUCAGGAGCUGAGUGAGAGGAACAAAGAUAGAUGGUGUCUUGAAAUCCAGAUCAUGAAGAGGUUGGAUCACAUUAAUGUUGUUGCAGCCAGAGAGGUUCCUGAGGGAAUGCAGAAGCUGGUGGGCACAAAUGACAUGCCACUGCUGGCCAUGGAGUACUGUCAGGGAGGAGAUCUGAGAAAGUAUCUGAACCUCCUGGAGAACCGCUGUGGAAUGAGGGAGGGCUCUGUUUGGAUUCUGUUACAUGACAUUGCUUCAGCUCUGACCUACCUCCAUAAAAAGAGGAUCAUCCACAGAGAUUUGAAGCCAGAAAACAUUGUGCUUCAGCAGGGAGAGAAGAGGUUGAUCCACAAGAUCAUAGAUCUAGGCUAUGCCAAAGAGCUGGACCAGAGCAGCCUUUGCACAUCGUUUGUGGGAACACUGCAGUACCUGGCUCCAGAGCUCAUCGAGAGGCAGAAGUACACAGUCACUGUGGACUACUGGAGUUUUGGGACUUUGGUGUUUGAGUGUAUUACUGGAUUUCGCCCUUUCCUACCAACUUUGCAGCCUGUUCCCUGGCACAAUAAAGUGAGGCUGAAGCAGGAUGACGAUAUUGUUGUCUACGAGGAUCUAACAGGAGAAAUCCGUUUCUCUAAACAUCUACCGCAGCCCAACAACCUCAACAGUCUGUUAUUAGAGAAAAUGGAGAAGUGGCUGCAGCUGAUGUUGAAGUGGUCUCCUCAGGAGAGAGGCAAACUCCAUGGUGCUACGCCCAGUGACUGCUUCUCCCAACUUGAGAUCAUACUGCAGCUCAAGCUGGUCCAUGUCCUUAACAUGAUGUCCACCAAGAUCCUGACGUACUCCGUCACCGACGAUGAGACCGUGGCAGACCUGCAGCUGAGAAUAGAAAAAGACACCGACAUCCCCACAGCCAAUCAGGAGCUUCUGCUGGAGGCGGGAUUAGCCUUGGAGCCCAAUGGACUGGCCAUGCAGUGUGCCAUAGAUUACAGCGAAAUAGAUGGCCGACGCACAGACUUGCCACUGGUUUUCCUGUUUGAUCGCUCUUCUUGCAGUUAUGAGCCCCAGUUUGUUCCUCGGGCCCUCCCAGAUAACAUCCGCUUUGUUCAAAAAGAUCCUAAGCACGUUCUGGCGUACAGUCCUCUGAGGAGGACUUGUGGCCAAGCGUGGCACACCAUCCGCUCCCUGAAGGAAGAUUGGCAAAGACUGCAGCAGGGACAGAAAGUUGCCAUCAUGAGUCUGCUGAGACACAACUCCUCACUGUCCAAACAAAAGAAUGAGAUGGUAUCCAUGCACCAGAGACUCAUGGCCAAGCUGGAAUUUUUCACCACCAGCCUUCACAUAGACAUGGACAAAUACCAGGAGCAGACAGCCACUGGGAUAGCAUCAGAGAAACUGCUCUGCGUUUGGAGGGAGAUGGAGCAAACCGCUAUCAGCUGUGGUCAGGCGAAAGUGAGUGAACUGGAGGAAGAGAUGAAGCAGCUGCAGCCAGACAUAGUGGAUGUGCAGAGGCAGCCGUGGAGGAGUGGAGAGACCCUGGACACACUCGAGGGAAACGCCAUGGAGCUGUUCCGCAAACUCAGAGAGAAACCAAGAGACCAGAGGUGCUCAGGAGACAGUCAGGAGAUGGUUUCUCUGGUGUUUCAGGCCGUGCAGUUCUAUGAGAGAAAGCUCAGAGACUUCUACACACACCUCAGUAAGACAGCCGUGUGUCGACAGCGUGUGAUGGAGCUGCUGCCGAAGGUGGAGGGCGUGGUCCAGAAGAUGGCCGAGAGCGAACAAGUGCUGAUGAGUCUGCAGGAGAAGCGACAGAGGGAGCUAUGGAACCUGCUCAAAGUGGCCUGUAGUAAAGUUCGCAGUCCAGUGAGUGGAAGUCCUGAUGGAUUACGAACCCCUUCGUCAGUGCCACCUCUUCUGACCCCCAGACAAAGUUUACAGCAGCUUGAUGAGUCUCUUGUGGAGCAGAGCAGGACAUUUGAGAGUCGACUCCAGAGUUUGCUGAAUGACACCAUCCAGGAAUCAGAAAGCAGUAUGGAGAUGUUGAGUGAGUGGACGUGGCUGCAGGGAGGCCAGAGUUUCUCCAGUGACCUCUCCUAAACUGUCCCUCUUGUCUUUUGGUUACAUGUGAUGAGACUCUACUGCCUCCAUGUGGUUGGAAUGCCCGACUACAUGCGCACGUACAGCUCUGUCUCUGGAUGUGAACAGAGUAAAGACAGUAAUAAUACUGCUGCUGGCACAUAGUCUGCUUAAUGGGAUUAAGGAACUAGUUAAUCUGUUUACUGCCAACAUUCAGAUUACUAAUUCUUGAUUUAUAAUUGAGAAAUGUAUGAAUUAAAUACAUUGCAAAACUUAGUAAUUUUAUACAGUUCAACCAUUCCACUGUUAUUGUCAGAUGAGCCAACAAAAUUGUGUUUAAUCCUAAAAUCCCCAUCAGAAUAUUCCCGCUAAAUCUUAUUUUAAAUAUCUGAGACUCUGAAUAGUCUUCUGAAGAGAAUCAUAACAUGAAAUAUUUGAGACUUAUUUUAUAUUUGAUUUGUGUAUAUUCACAAAUGUUUGAUCAUGUUUGAUCAUGUUCAUCCCUAAGAACCAAAAUGUAAACGUGUACCAGGUUUUAUGUUUCUUAAUCGACCACUAUUUCUUAUUGGAAAAAAAUUGUUUUUAGUGAGAUUCAUUGAGCAACAGGGGAAACUCAAAUGUACUGUACUGUGGGUGGAUACAGUGAGUUGUUGUUGUUGCAUGAGGUCAUUACAUCAACAUUUGGUUUGGUCCAUGAGUGUGAUUAGAAACAGGUGAUACAUAGUCUUAACCAUGAAUCAAAAAAUUAUAAAAUGUAUUCUUGUAAAACUGUUAAAAAAACAAACUGUUAAUUGACUUUAUCUUGAUUCAAUUUGAAUCUGUGGGUUUUAGAUAAAAUCAAGGCCUAUUUUACUCCCAACCAAGAUGUUACUGUAAAUAGAUAUUACUGAUGAGCGACGUUGUUACAGUAUCAUGUGUCUGUGAUGUCUUGAUGUCUGUCUGUUAUUUACGUACUGUCUUGCGUGUCAUUUCCAUUUUUUCUGGGAAUUUCACUUCUCUGUCAAAAAAUAAACGCCCAUUCAUUUUUA
This is a messenger RNA of Solea solea (common sole), 3423 nucleotides long. It is a transcript of the gene ikbkb, whose product is annotated as inhibitor of nuclear factor kappa B kinase subunit beta. Gene Ontology annotation, molecular function: protein binding; ATP binding; IkappaB kinase activity. Gene Ontology annotation, cellular component: cytoplasm; IkappaB kinase complex. Gene Ontology annotation, biological process: positive regulation of transcription by RNA polymerase II; tumor necrosis factor-mediated signaling pathway; peptidyl-serine phosphorylation. The coding region runs from base 200 to 2416 and encodes 738 amino acids. NCBI's taxonomy places the organism in Eukaryota, Metazoa, Chordata, Actinopteri, Pleuronectiformes, Soleidae. The record is from RefSeq and is a predicted model, not a curated record. The transcript is spliced from 22 exons.